CAACAAACAUACUUGGAUGCCAAAAAAUACGUUGAGUUUAUCGUAGUUGUGGACCAUGGAAUGGUCACAAAAUACAAAGGCGAUUUAAAAAAGAUAAAAACAAGAAUGUAUGAACUUGUCAACAUUAUGAAUGAGAUUUGCAUCCCUUUGAAUAUUCGUGUAGCAUUGACUGGCCUAGUAAUUUGGUUGGACAGAGAUAAGAUUAACGUGCAGUCAGCAGCAAAUGUUACUUUGGCCUUAUUUGGAGUCUGGAGAGCGACAGUCUUGCUGCAGCAGAGAAGUCAUGAUUGCGCUCAGUUAUUCACGUACGUCUCACUGUGGGGAAAGGGAAUGGGGGUGGCUGGGAGUGGAGGAUAAUGGGAAGGUUAGUGCUUGCACAGAGCUUUUGCUCUAUGCUGUUUGCUUUAAACCAUGUGUGAACUAUGUUUCUGGGUCAAAGUCAACCACUUAUUUUGUAAAUAAGAGCUUUUUUGA
Molecule: messenger RNA, 474 nt
Organism: Protobothrops mucrosquamatus (brown spotted pit viper)
Lineage: Eukaryota; Metazoa; Chordata; Lepidosauria; Squamata; Viperidae
Product: zinc metalloproteinase-disintegrin-like ACLD
Exons: 3
Biological process (GO): proteolysis
Cellular component (GO): plasma membrane
Molecular function (GO): metalloendopeptidase activity
Source: RefSeq, a predicted model, not a curated record